AUGGACGGGCUGCACGCCCACCUCAGCGUCAGCAUUCAGGACGCCCUGCAGCUCCACAGCUACGACACGGCGACGUUUCUCGCGGAGCAGCUGGUGGCGCUGAGGCCGUGCGAAGCGAGCUCGUGUCUCCUCGCAGAAUGCUUCGUCAGACAAGGCCUCUUCCACCGCGCGCGCCAGACGCUCCUGCUCGCGCGUGGGCCCGAGGCCCGCUACCUCCUCGCGCACUGCUGCGUCCAGCUCGGCAUGUACGACCAGGCCGAGGCCGCACUGCUUCAAAUCCUGUCCAACGUGUCCCUGCAAAGCGGCGCGGGGGCGCGCUCCGUGUGCGCGCUGAGCCUGCUCGGGUCCGUGUGCCAGCGCACGAACCGCGCCGAGGACGCCGCGGGGUACUAUAGGAGGGCCCUCGAAUUAGACCCCCUGCACUGGACCGCCGCCAAGGCCCUGGCCGACAUGGGCGCGCUCGACCCGCUCGCGAAACCCGACCAGAGCGAGAUCGACGCGGCGACCUCGCCGCCGCUUCCGGCGGCGCCGGCGCACGCGCCGGAGGGGGGGGUCGUCCAGCUCACUCCCCCGGGGUCCGAGAGCGACCGCGUCGCGUCCGCGGGCGCCGCCGGCGCACCCGAGGCCCCCGCGCGCGCAGCUCAGCCCCCGGCGCGCCCCGGCACCGGAGGCCCGUCCAGCAUCCCGCGGCAGCUCCAGUGGGACUCGCAUCCCAGCGCGGCGUACCCGCAGCACUCGCGCUCCAGGGCUCCGUUCCCGGGCUCCGUGCGCGACGCCGCGCACGACAUGCUGAUCAGUCCGCUUCCGCCGCCGAACUUCUCGCUGCUGACGCCGGCGGAGGUGCCGCAGGGCGCGGAAGCGGGGACGCCGCAGGGCACGCCUGGGUCGUUCGCGACGCCCGCGGAGCAGCUCCGCGGCGCGGAGAGCCAGGUGCCGGGCGUGCCGCAGAAGCAGCGCGGCGCCGGGGGCGCUGCCGCGGAGGGGGGGGUGUCUUUCCCUUACUUCAGCGGAGUGCCCCCCUCCGCGCCCGGCACGACGCCCGGGCUGCCGGGCAUGCAGACGAACGCGGCGCCGGCCGGCGGCGGGAAGCGCGCCAAGGUCUCCGGCCGGCUGUUCGAGAGCAGCGCCGUCGCGCCGGAGCCCGACCUCCAGACCCCCCCCCUCGGCGCCCAGGCUGGCCUCCGCGCGGCUGUGGCGGCCGGGCCGCCGGGACGCUCGCCCGCGGGGCUCAGCCUCGCGCGGGCGGCGCUGUGGGGGGUCCUGGAGGGCUACCGGCUCCUGCACCGCUACCGCUGCUCGGACGCCCUCGUUGUGCUCUUGGGGCUGCCCGCCGCAGUGCAGCGCACGACGCGGGUGCAGAUCUUGAUCGGGGCGUGCCACAUGGAGAACCUGUCGUACGGGCCGGCGCUCGCGGCGCUGCGGGAGGCGCGGCAGGUGGACCCCACGUGCGCGGCGGGGCUGGAUCUGGAGUCGACGGCACUGUGGCAGCUGCGCCGGUCGACGGAGCUGGCGACGCUCGCGCAGGUGGGGCUGGCGCUGGACCGGCGGUCGCCGCAGGCGUGGUGCGCGGCGGGGAACUGUUUGUCGCUGCAGAGCCAGCACGAGGAGGCGGUGCGGUGUUUCCGACGCGCAGUGGCGCUCGACCCGCGGCUGGCGUACGCGCACACGCUGUGCGGGCACGAGCUGCUCGCGAUGGGCGACACGCAGGGGGCGUACCAGGAGUACAAGGAGGCGACGAUGCUGUCCCCGCGGCACUACAAGGCGUGGUUCGGCCUCGGCAUGGUGUACGCAAAGGAGGAGAAGUGGGAGCAGGCGGCGUACCACUACCAGCGGGGCCUGGGAAUACACCCGCAGUCGGCGGUGCUGCGGUGCCACCACGGGCUGGCGCUGGCGCGGCAGGGCAUGCCGCACCAGGCCCUGUCAGACCUGCAGAGGGCUAUUCAGUUGGACCCCAGCAACCCCCUGGCGAGGUAUGAGAAGGCGGGGGUGCUGAUGGACCUGCAGGAGUGGAAGGCGGCGCUCGAGGAGCUCUCGGCGCUGAAGAAUAUCGCGCCGCUCGAACCCUCCGUGCACGAACAGCUCGGACGAGUGUACAGGAAGCUGGGGCAGACGGACAAGGCGAUGCUGGCGUAUACCACGGCGCUGGAUCUGAAGCCGCCCGCGUCCGAGGUGCCCGGGCUGCGACGCGCGCUCGACCGCAUCAACGUCCCCGACGACUCGGACUCGGAGGAGAUCUGA
Pedinophyceae sp. YPF-701 is the source of this 2238-nucleotide messenger RNA. The record is from the annotation of a GenBank genome assembly. Lineage: Eukaryota; Viridiplantae; Chlorophyta; Pedinophyceae.